Molecule: messenger RNA, 1914 nt
Organism: Cryptomeria japonica (Japanese cedar)
Lineage: Eukaryota; Viridiplantae; Streptophyta; Pinopsida; Cupressales; Cupressaceae
Product: protein RBL
Exons: 4
Coding region: 341-1696 (451 amino acids)
Cellular component (GO): Set1C/COMPASS complex
Molecular function (GO): protein binding
Source: RefSeq, a predicted model, not a curated record
CCCUUACUGAAUCAAAUUCACUGCAUCUACAGUUGCAUAUAAAUUUAUCUGGGCAAUGUCUCUGGCGCGUGCGAUCCUAAGGUUUAAACCGUAGGACACAUGAUUUUUGCACUCAUGAAUUUUUCUGGUUAGGAGGAGAGUUCUUGGAAAUGAAAUUUGUUUUGACAAGGGAAGGAUUCGAAAGUUCAUUGUUGAACUAGUCUCCCAUUUCCAUAUUUAUUGCCACUUUUGUUUCUGGUUUUUUUUGGUUCCCGCCUUUUAGCUCCUAUACUGUGAAGAAGGGUCCUGCAAGCUUGGGUUUGCGACGAAGAGAGCGGUCGUCUUAUGAGUAUAGGCUGUCAUGAAUGCCAGAGUCAUAGACCCAUUCAAGGGGGAUUUCCCGGAGGUGAUAGAAGAGUUUCUGGAGAAGGGCACGGCCAGAUGCAUUGCGUUCAAUCGCCGAGGAACCUUACUAGCAGCUGGCUGCACAGAUGGAGCCUGUGUUAUAUGGGACUUUGAAACCAGAGGAGUUGCCAAAGAACUCCAUGAUGAUGACUGUACUGCAUCCAUAACAAGUGUGUGCUGGUCCAAGGAUGGCUAUCGAAUACUGACAUCAUCUGUCAACAAAUAUCUGACACUGUGGGAUGUUUGUCAGGGGAGAAAACUGACUCGUGUCAUGCUCCAUCAGACUGCCCUGUAUGCUCGUCUUCAUCCUGGAUCAGCAAAUCCAUCUUUGGGCUUAGCUUGUCCCAUGUCAAGUGCACCUAUCCUUGUGGACUUCAAUUCAGGCAGUCAACAUGUACUUCCCUUCUCAACAGGUACAGAACCAGUUCAUGGUUCUCGGAGUAAAUUUCCAGAUGGAAGUGUAGUUUUUUCUUCUGCUACGGCAACCUUUAACAAAAAAGGUGAUUUGAUCUAUGUGGGAAAUUCCAAAGGGGAGAUCCUGAUUAUUGAUACACAAACUAGACGAAUACAAGCUCUGUUUCAGGUUCCUGGAGGUGCAUUAAUUAGACAGAUUGUCUUUAGUAAGAAUGGAAUGUAUCUACUCACUAACUCUGGAGAUCGUACAAUUAGGGUUUUUGAGAAUUGUUUACUACAGAAUAAAGCAGCUCAAGCUUUAGAAAACUUAAUUAAUGGUUCAGGAGACAGUGCAAUGACUGGAAUCAUGAAGUGGGCGGGAUCUCAAUGCUUAACACUUUCUAAGGAGUUUCAGGAUGCAGUUGAUUGUCUCCCAUGGAAGGUUGCAUGUUUCAGUGGUGAUAGUGAGUGGAUUGUUGGUGCACCUGCUAUCAAAGGGGAACACAAGAUAUUUAUAUGGAGCAGGCAAGGGAAACUUGUCAAAAUAUUAGAAGGACCGAAAGACAGCUUGACAGAUUUGUCAUGGCAUCCUGUAAGACCACUAAUGGUUUCAGUGUCCUUGUCAGGAGGGGCUCUGUUUAUUUGGGCUAAAGAUUAUACAGAAAAUUGGAGUGUUUUUGCUCCAGAUUUCAAGGAGCUUGAGGAGAAUGAAGAAUAUGUUGAAAGAGAAGAUGAGCUUGACAUGAAGCCUGAUACGGAGAGGGUUACAACUGCACAUGUGGAUGAAGACGAGGAGGUUGAUAUAAUGACUAGAAAAAACUAUUUAGAUUAUAGUGAUUCAGAUGAUUCAAAUGAAGGGCUGCACUAUUUACCUACAAUACCAUUGCCGGACAGUCCUAAACAGCAGGAUCAAUCUUAGAAAUACCUUCUAAACCUGAAAAUAUCAUUCCUUAUCAGUUAGAUAGGUCACCUACCAUACAAAAGGAUCUCAUUUUAUUGCUUUUAAUAUAUUAGUUUUAAUUUAAUUUAUCAUGCAAAUAUGGUAGAAUAUAUUACAGCUCAUGUUUAUGGGUGAUGUCCUGGUGAUUUGAACUAUUACAUCUGUAGUCUAAUACAAUUGCAACAACAUUUAUCAUA